Truncatella angustata is the source of this 807-nucleotide messenger RNA. RefSeq lists its product as uncharacterized. The coding region runs from base 1 to 807 and encodes 268 amino acids. The transcript has 3 exons. Lineage: Eukaryota; Fungi; Ascomycota; Sordariomycetes; Amphisphaeriales; Sporocadaceae. The record is from RefSeq and is a predicted model, not a curated record. Gene Ontology annotation, molecular function: protein binding.
AUGGUUGAGAUUGCGCUUGUGGCAGCGAGAAAGGAUAGCGCGGAAAUGAUGGACCUGGCGGUCAACAAACUGAGCCUUGGAGGAGUGGAGAUGUUCUCCCGCUGGGUAUUGCCAGCAGCCGUUAAUCAUGAAUGUGUUCUGCACUACCUGCUUUCGGUUGGCAUCAGACCCACGCCUGCUUCUUCGGGAGCAAUCCUCAACCGAGCCGCGGCACUCGCUACACCAGCAACAUUCAAACUCUUACUAGAGUCAGGUGCCUGUCUGGAUGCACCUGGCGUGUAUCCUCUACAUGCUGCUGCUGGAUCACACGUAUCAGAGCGCAUGAAGAUGAUGAGAUUUCUGGUCCAUGGCUUGAACAUCGAAAUCAAUGCGAUGGACGAGGCUACAUUAGACAAGCUCAUCCGCACUGACGUGUGCGGGAUGCCGUUGCACUACGCCGUAGCUAAUGGCUUUUGGAAGCGGACAAAGUGGCUGUUGGCCCAUGGAGCGUAUCCAAAUGCGAAAAAUCAGUUCGGUCGGACGCCAUUUGAAGAGUGUUUGGUGCAAUUUGGUGUUGAAUCGGAUAUGAGCACGAGCGAAUUAGGCAAGGUUCGAUAUACAUCCGGCGCGGCUCAGCAGAGUGAGAUCUGGUGGGUCUACAUCAACCGCUCCGCAUGUCCUCAGCGCCGCAAACAACAGCUCGUCAAGUUCGUCACCACCGACGAAUUAGCUCAAUAUGAAGAGCGCAAUGACCUCGCCAAGUGUCCGAUGGGCUUUAUGGACCAUUUUCUGAUUGUGCAUACGAUCACUCAAGCGGGAGACAAUUAG